UGUGGCGCGCCGGGCCCCGCGGCGCCAUGGCAACGGCCUUCAGCAGCGACGGGGAGGCCGUGCUGAGGAGGGAGCUGGGCCCGGCCGCGGCACCACCGGCACCGCGGGGAGACCUCGACGGCUUCUACGAGAUGGGCCGGGCUGUCGCCUUCGUGCGGGGCCGUGGGUUCCGCAAGGUAGCCCUCCAGUUCCCGGACGAGCUCCUGGCGGACGCGGCCACGGUGGCGGCGCGGAUAGAGGCGGAGACCGGGGCUGAGGUGUAUGUCCUGGGAGACACCACGUACGGCAGCUGCUGCGUGGACGAAGUGGCCGCGGAGCACGCGUGUGCCGAGGCGGUGCUGCACUACGGCCCGGCCUGCCUCAGCCCCUGCAGGAAGCUCCCUGUGCUGCACAUCUUCGGGAAACAGCCCCUGGAUAUCGGGCGUUGCGCAGAGGCCUUUCGGGAGCUCUAUGCAGACCGGCAGAGCCGCGUGGUGGUGCUGAGCGAUGUGGUCUAUGCCCAUGCGAUGGGUGAGUUGGAGCAGCAGUUGUGCCCCGAGUAUCCCAAUACCGUCUUCUCCAGGGUGGUGUAUGGAGACCCUCCUGACCCUGCACUGCCUGGGGAGGAACGGCAGUUUGGUCGCCAGUUCCUGGUGGAGGCCCCGGAAGGGCUGCAGGACUGUGCCAUGUUCUAUGUGGGCACUGAGGGCCUGACCCUCACCAACUUCAUGCUUACCUGGAAUCGCUGCUCCUUCAGCUCCUUUGACCCCACCACCAACUGUGGCCGCCGGGAGACCCUCAAUGUCAACCGUGCCCUGAUGCGACGGCUCUACCUGGUGGAGCGGGCCCGGGAUGCCCGAGUGGUGGGCAUCCUGGUAGGCACCCUUGGUGUGGCAGGCUACCUGGAUGUGCUGCAGCACCUUCGGGAGUUGCUGCGCCGGGCUGGCAAGCGCAGCUACACACUGGCUGUGGGGAAGCCAAACCCUGCCAAGUUGGCCAACUUCCUGGAGGUGGAUGUCUUUGUACUGGUGGCCUGUGCUCAGAACUCCUUGUUAGACUCUAGUGACUUCUACCAGCCUGUUGUAACUCCCUAUGAGUUGGAACUGGCCUGUAACCCAGCUCGUGAAUGGACAGGGAAUUACCUUACUGACUUCCGAGAUCUGUUGCCAGGUGCCUGUGCACACGUUGAGCUCCCACCAGCCAUCCCUGCAGCAGAGGCCAUUCCUGACGUCUCACUGAUCACAGGGGAGAUGCGUGCUACCCACAUCUGCGACCCCCCAGCCUCACAGCUGCCCUCCAGCACCGCCCUAGCCUGCAGGGACCAGACAAAUGCUCUUGCAGAGAUCAGCCCUGCUGCCUCUUUCCUGGAGUCCCGUAGCUGGCAGGGCUUGGAGCAACAGCUGGGACAGACACCUGUUUCCAAGGCUGUGCAGGGCCGACGAGGGAUUGCCAUUGCCUACGAGGAUGAGGGGCGUGAGCAGUCCUGAUCUGGCAGCAGCACUGACAGCCAGCCAGGAGCAGAGCCAUGUGGGAGCCCAGGGAUGGCCUGACACCAUGUGUUGGACCAAUGGGGUCUCUCAGGAAUCUGGACCUGCCACCAUCUGGCCCUGUGCUGGAUGCAGCCUUCAGUCAGUAGUACUGUGGUGGGAGAGCAGGAAUUGCCUGUGUUUCUGAGGAUGCCAGCAGCACCCUGGUGCUCACAGCAGCAGGGCCAGGUGGGGUGCUUUGCCCAGACACAGCCUCAAGGGCUCUGCAGUGCAGGGCAGCUUUGGUCCUACAUGCAAAGUUCACUGCUCCGCAUGAGACUGCAGCACCAGGGAGCGAAGCUUUCGUAGGCUACAUCUGCUAACUGAAUCUGAACUGAAAAGGACUUGUGAGUCCUUCUAGAAUAAAACAUGGGCUGAGGAACA
Melopsittacus undulatus (budgerigar) is the source of this 1889-nucleotide messenger RNA. It is a transcript of the gene DPH2, whose product is annotated as diphthamide biosynthesis 2. The coding region runs from base 27 to 1466 and encodes 479 amino acids. Gene Ontology annotation, molecular function: 2-(3-amino-3-carboxypropyl)histidine synthase activity. NCBI's taxonomy places the organism in Eukaryota, Metazoa, Chordata, Aves, Psittaciformes, Psittaculidae. Gene Ontology annotation, biological process: protein histidyl modification to diphthamide. The transcript is spliced from 6 exons. The record is from RefSeq and is a predicted model, not a curated record.